Molecule: messenger RNA, 894 nt
Organism: Camelina sativa (false flax)
Lineage: Eukaryota; Viridiplantae; Streptophyta; Magnoliopsida; Brassicales; Brassicaceae
Source: RefSeq, a predicted model, not a curated record
AAAAAAAAAAAAAAAAAAAAAAGCGUUUUCAAUUUCCUCAAAUUCGAUUUCUCUAAAGCCCCUUCCUCUCCCUCUCCCUCUCCCCAAAUCCAAGUUCUAGGGUUUUCGAUUUCUCUGCGGAAGUUUUGAAAAUGGCGGAUAUUAAUACCCCUUCGAGCCCAGCCGGAGAUGGAGGAGAAAGCGGCGGCGGCUCUGUUAGGGAGCAGGAUCGAUACCUUCCUAUAGCUAACAUCAGCAGGAUCAUGAAGAGAGCUUUGCCUCCUAAUGGAAAGAUUGGUAAAGAUGCUAAGGAUACUGUUCAGGAAUGCGUCUCUGAGUUCAUUAGCUUCAUCACUAGCGAGGCCAGUGAUAAGUGUCAGAAAGAAAAAAGGAAAACUGUGAAUGGUGAUGAUUUGUUGUGGGCAAUGGCGACAUUAGGAUUUGAGGAUUACCUGGAACCCCUAAAGAUAUACCUUGCGAGGUACAGGGAGUUGGAGGGGGAUAAUAAAGGAUCAGGAAAGAGCGGAGAUGGAUCUAAUAGAGAUGCUGGUGGGGCUGUUCCUGGUGAAGAACUGCCGAGCUGGUGAAAGAAGUUGCAAGUAAACUCUCUAGAGAUGAAGAACAAUGCCAAAGGAUCAAGUACGUAAUUCCUCUCUCUAUCAUACGGCCUCAUGUAAACAAAAUGAAGAGCAUAGUCUUAUGUGCAUGGGAUAUUAGAGAUCAGUGUGUUGUUUAUAUUUGAGCUUAGCUGAUCGACGACCAUUUUCGGGAUUACUCUCAAAUUCGGUUGUGUUAGUUUGAACAUUUGGUUUUCCAUUUCUGGUUUAGUUGGUUGUAUUUAAAGAUUUUUAGAUGUGAGAACAGUUUGAAUGAAGGAAAAAAUUUGUCCAUGGUAUGUUCGCUCAUUUGUUUUUA